Messenger RNA from Trichoderma reesei QM6a, 1341 nucleotides. RefSeq lists its product as uncharacterized. The coding region runs from base 1 to 1341 and encodes 446 amino acids. The record is from RefSeq and is a predicted model, not a curated record. The transcript is spliced from 4 exons. Lineage: Eukaryota; Fungi; Ascomycota; Sordariomycetes; Hypocreales; Hypocreaceae.
AUGUCAAACCGACAGCCAUGGAGCCAGUCAGCCACCCUCAGCUCACCAACCGACUCUCAGCCCAGUCCACAUCAAGUCCAGCUCAAUAGGGCUGAUCCUGACAUUCGCGCGGCGAAGGUCCAAUUCAACUUGCCUGGCUGUCCCAAGAGAGUCCUCCUCGACGUUCAAUGGCACCCAACAAGCAGAAGCGGUGCGUUUAGAUUACGGACAAGGUCCUCUUCGACCAUUAACAAUCUCGAGAAAGCCAUCUUUAUCUUAAUCUUCUCGGACAAGGUUCAGCAUCUUUCGCUGCACCCGAUUUCCGACCCUGUCCAAGGAGGCCACACUCAUGUCCUGCAUUUCGACUUCAAGUCACCCCCGACCUUCGUCUCCCCAACCAAGAAACUGGACGGCGUGUACCCCGAUUCCAACGAGACCAUCAACUUGGAAGUUCUUCUCGAACUUGGCCAACCUCCCAACAUUGGAUCUCCCACUUUAUCUGGCGACGGCCGCUACGGCUUCCACCACCAAGACGAACUUGACCGUGCUGGAGGACAUGUGCAAAGCCUUCGAGGAUGCCAACGGCAUGCAUUCAAUUCUGUCCUGCCUCAUGAUCUCGACACUUUACAAUAUGCUAACCCGCCCGACUAUGCCUCGUCGCGGAAACGUCCUGCUUCGCAUCCCACUGCAUCGCAACCAGGCCCGAGACAGCGUCCUCGCCUCGAUAGCCAAGCCAAUUCGCCUCGUUUCCACGCCGACCAACACCAAACAGGCCUCGACCGGUUCGAGGAACUGAGUCGGCGCAUUGACACCGUGGCUGAGCAAAUGGAAUCGUCCCGCGCUUCCACGGAUGCUCGUCUGCGAUCCUUGAUAGAGAGCCGUACGGACAUUCAGUCACAACGGCACCGGACAUUGACCGAUGAAGUCGACGCUCAACGAGCUCGGUUUGACGUUGUGCUAGCCAGGUCCGAUACCCGUCUCCGAUCGCUGACGGGUCAGGUCGACUCCAUGCGAGCGCUUGCAGAAACUCGGGCGUUGCACCUCCAAGCCUUGAAUGAGGGACUGCGUUCCGACCUUUCGAGGCGACUCGACUUUCUGACGGGGCAAAUACAAAGCCAAAAUGCCGACUUUACACGCCUGAUCGAUUCCUUGGCGGAACGAGUAAGCUAUCUCGAGGAGGACGUCCGGUCGACCAGCGAUCUCGUCCGCCUCAACCAGCGUCGUCUCCACAGCGUAGAGGCCGAACUUGGUAGUAUUCUCAACCGUAUAGGGCGUGGCGACAUUUUUAUUGGAGAGGAUCUGAAUCGACAUUCGAGAAAGAGGAUCCGUCGAAGCCCAGACGCCUCUCACGACGGAAUUUGA